Messenger RNA from Helianthus annuus (common sunflower), 2101 nucleotides. Its product is annotated as transmembrane protein 87A. Bases 111 to 1676 code for a protein of 521 amino acids. The transcript is spliced from 6 exons. Gene Ontology annotation, cellular component: Golgi apparatus; membrane. Gene Ontology annotation, biological process: transport. NCBI's taxonomy places the organism in Eukaryota, Viridiplantae, Streptophyta, Magnoliopsida, Asterales, Asteraceae. The record is from RefSeq and is a predicted model, not a curated record.
GAAAUUAAAGUAUAUCUUUAACCAAACUAUUAUUCCCUUGUGCUCAUCAUCAAACUUCAUCUUCUUCGUACAUCUUUUACGCAAAUCGCAUUUUCACAUGACCGAAGAACAUGAGAUUCAACAGAUGCAGUAAUCACCACAACCCAACACCAAUUCUAAUUCUAAUUCUUCUUUUGAGUUUAUCAGCGAUCAAUCAUGUAAAAGCUUCAAUCCACGAAUACAAGAACGAGGGAUUCAUACCUCGAUCCAAUUCCUUCUUCUUUCAUGGCGGAAGCGAGGGAAUGUAUGCUUCUAAGGUCCACCUUAAUGCCUCUAAUCAAGAUAAUUCUAUUCUUGGCAAAUCCUUUAUACGGUUUGAAUCUAUCAUCUUUAGAAGACCAAAGGAGGUUGCAGCUAAACAAAACGAGAUGCAACAAAGUACUGGUUUAGUCGAGGCUAUAUUAGUCGAAGUAAAAAACCGCGAUAAAAUCGGCGGUGCAUAUUUAAACUCAGAUGCAAUAUGCUGCACACCCAAACUCGCCAGUGACGGUUCUUGCAAAGUAGGAGAAGUCAUCAUCCGCCAAGACCCCGAUAACCCGGGCUGGCCCAAACGGAUUCAAACCCCUUUUGGCGGAAAAAGCGAAGAGGCAAAAAUGGUGCUACAUACCGUUGAGAUCAACAGAACCGGAAUGUAUUAUCUUUACUUCAUGUUUUGCGAUCCGCAACUUAUUGGCACGACGAUAAUGAGCGGAAGAACUGUUUGGCGAAAUCCAGAUGGUUUCCUACCGGGAAAGAUGACACCACUUAUGCCAUUUUACGGGUUUAUGUCGUUAGCGUAUCUUAUCCUCGGUCUUCUAUGGUUUCUUAGAUUUGUGCAGCACUGGAAGGAUAUAAUACCGCUGCAUUACCAUAUAACGGUUGUUAUCGGUUUGGGUAUGUGUGAAAUGGCUCUUUGGUAUUUUGAGUAUGUGAAUUUUAACGUCACGGGAAGCAGACCGAUUGGAAUUACGCUCUGGGCGGUUACUUUUAGUGCGUGUAAAAAGACGUUUUCUCGACUUCUUCUUUUGGUUGUAUCGAUGGGAUUUGGUGUUGUGCGGCCUACUUUAGGAGGUGUGACGUUGAAGGUGUUGCUUCUUGGUUUUACGUAUUUUCUUGCUUCGGAAGCGCUUGAACUUGUUGAAAAUGUUGGAAAUAUUAAUGAUUUUUCUGGGAAGGCGAGAGUUUUUCUUGUGUUGCCUGUUGCUCUACUGGAUUCUUGCUUUAUUCUUUGGAUUUUUUCGUCGUUGUCGAAAACUUUGGAAAAGCUUCAGAUACGGAGAAGCAUGGGCAAACUUGAACUAUACAGAAAGUUUACUAAUGCUUUAGCUUUAUCAGUGUUGGUUUCUGUUGCUUGGAUUGGUUACGAGUUAUACUUCAAUGCAAGUGAUCCCUUGAGUGAACUAUGGAAACGAGCUUGGGUUAUUCAAGCUUUCUGGGCUGUUUUGGCAUAUAUACUUUUACUAGUGACAUGCCUUCUCUGGUCUCCUUCCCACAAUCCUACCAGAUAUUCAUACUCAGAGGAGGUUGAGGACAUAGAAGAAGAAGGUAUACCUUUGACAGCCAGUGGAGUCAAAGUGUCGGGAGAAUUGAUGGAGAGAAAACCCGCAAUUAUAACAGAUCAUGUGUUCGAGGUCAUUGAAGAGGACAAAAGAGAAUGAUGCAACCACAAUUAGUUAUCAAAGACGAACACAGUUAAACGUUUCAAAUGUUAGAAUGACUAGAAUCAUCCUCGUGUAGCUGAGAAUUGCCGCAAGAACUAGUCGACAAACCAUUUCUGUGACCUGAUUGCGUGACGUCAACUAACGAUGACAGAAUUUUAUAGCAAGUUUUUAACCAUUAUAUAUGGAUUGCAAGUAUGUUUCAUGAACUGGUCUUCGAUCCGUUGAUUUGAUUAGUUAGCUUUCGGCUUUGAUUGUCCUAUACUCCCACCUUACGAUGGAAGAAAGUUUUGGUAAAUUAACUGAAAUCUUUGUGCGAGGAGGAUCAUAACUUAUGUGUAAUAGGUUAUAUCUGAUUUAAUUUCAGGUGUUGGUUGUAUUAAUAUCCAUUUUGACAUGUUAUAUCCACCUGCUUGACCCGUUUA